CCGGUGAAGGGGCGGGGCCCGGCCUGUGUGGGACGUGGUCCCGGUGAAGGGGCGGGGCUCAGUGUGGCUGACUCCCCUCCCCCUGUCGUUCUUCCCGGAGCGGCCUGUAGGAUGGCGAUGGCCGGGGCCCGGGUUCGGGUUCGGGUUCGGGUUCGGGUUGGAGUGUCUGCUCUCUGCCUUCCGUCGCUACUGAGGAAUGCCAGGCCCCUCCAGCCGAGUCCCUGGCCUGGGCUGACGGCCGUCAGGGCCCUGAGCGGCUCGGCCGAGAGGACGAUGCUGGAUCGGAUCAUCCGAGUGGAUCACGCCGGGGAGUACGGGGCUAACCGCAUCUAUGCCGGACAGAUGGCCGUGCUGGGCCGCAGCCCCGUGGGGCCUAUCAUUCAGCAAAUGUGGGAUCAAGAAAAGGAACAUCUGGAGAAAUUUAAUGAAUUGAUAGUUGAUCACAGAGUUCGGCCGACGCUUCUAAUGCCUUUCUGGAAUGUGGCAGGAUUCGUGUUGGGUGCUGGAACUGCUCUUUUCGGAAAAGAGGCUGCCAUGGCUUGUACAGUUGCAGUAGAAGAGAGUAUAUCACAACAUUACAACAAUCAGAUAAGGAUGCUAAUGGAAGAAGAUCCAGAAAGGCACAAAGAAUUACUUGAAAUUCUAAAGAAAUUCAGAGAUGAUGAAAUGGAACAUCAUGACACAGGAUUAGCACAUGACGCAGAAAUGGCACCUGCGUAUGCAUUAUUGAAGAAUGUUAUACAAGCUGGAUGCAAGGCUGCUAUCUACGCAUCUGAACGCAUUUAAAUAUUUUCUUUGUAAAAUCAAUCUGUUUUUGCAAUAGACUACUAAUAUACAGUAAAAUAGAUAAUGUUAUAACUUA
Rhincodon typus (whale shark) is the source of this 862-nucleotide messenger RNA. RefSeq names its product coenzyme Q7 homolog, ubiquinone (yeast) (gene coq7). Gene Ontology annotation, biological process: regulation of reactive oxygen species metabolic process; determination of adult lifespan; ubiquinone biosynthetic process. Gene Ontology annotation, cellular component: mitochondrial inner membrane; nucleus. NCBI's taxonomy places the organism in Eukaryota, Metazoa, Chordata, Chondrichthyes, Orectolobiformes, Rhincodontidae. Gene Ontology annotation, molecular function: 3-demethoxyubiquinol 3-hydroxylase activity. The coding region runs from base 112 to 786 and encodes 224 amino acids. The transcript has 5 exons. The record is from RefSeq and is a predicted model, not a curated record.